GCAUGGUUGCGUCGACUGCGACGGCGACGACGACGACGACUCCAACGACGACUCCAGCAACAACGAUGGAUGAUGACGAGUGUUUUGGGCGUUUGGGUUUUUGGCGCACAUAUAAAAGGGUUGGCCAUCUCGGAGGUCGUCCACAUUGCGGUGGCUACUUUUCAAGCUCAACAACAACAGAAACAGCAGCAGCACAAAAACGAAAACGAAAAUAGACAAUAUACGAAACGGUUUUUCCUUGUGCCUCUUUAGAUUUCCCCAUUUUUUAGUUUAUAUAUAUUUUUUUGCCAAUUUUUUUGUCGGUGAAGUGUGAAAAUGAGAAUCAAGUUAAUGCCAAUAUUGUGGCUGUUGGGCUUUGCGGCAGCAGCAGCAGCAGCGGCAGCAUCUUCCCCUUCAGCAACAUCUGCAGCAGCACCUGCAGGAGCAGCAGCAGCUGGGGCAGGAACAAAACUGAAAAGGGAUGCUGGCCUCAGCUUUGGCAGUGGCCUGUAUCAUGGACCAUCCCAUAAAUAUUUGCCACCUAGUUCCAGUUCGCAUGGCAUAGGACAUGGCUAUGAUUAUGCCUUGGGCCUGGGCUCCAGCAAUGGCUAUGAUUUUGGUCAUCACCUGGAUGCGGUUAGCUAUCAGCAAACACGUCCACACUAUCCACAUCAACAUCAUCAUCACCAUCAGCCGCAGCAGCAGCAGCAGCAGCAUCAUCAUUCCUCAUCUCUGUCCCAUCAUCCGAAAGUGGAGACUUAUAUUGUCCAGACGAGCGGCGGCAGUGGAGGCAGUAGCUAUGCUAGCUUUGGUCAUGGUCAUGGUCAUGGUCAAGGCUAUAAAUAUGCAGCUCCUCACUCGAGUGGAGGCAGCGGCGGCGGUUCGUAUGUUCAUCUCUUAAGCAGUGGCCAUAAAUUGCCCGGAUCUGGCACUUAUUUGCUAGCCACGCCCACAGCUGAUUACUAUGCCGCCUCGCAUCAGGGUUAUCAUUCGAGGCCCACAUCCUAUGGUACUCCAGGACGCUUGAGUUUGGGUCAUAGCUCCAGUUUGGAACACCAAUUGGCAGCCAUUGCUGGAGCUGGAGAUGAGCAUCACUCUGGCUCUGGCUCCGCCAAUGCAGUCUCUUCCGUAUCGUCUGGAUCAUCCGCAUCCGGUUAUAGCUAUGAGCCACCAUCGAUACCCUUUGGCAAGAUACCAACCCUGACCACCAGCUAUGGUGUGCCUCUGUUGCCCGGCUAUGAGCAUCAGCCAUCGUCGUCGCACUAUGAUGAAUCGCUGCCCGAACAGGAUUUGGAUGCUGAAUUGCCCAGCCAUUCGCUGCACACGGAUUCGCAUCAGACACCCGCCUAUGCCCUGGGCCACAAGGGUUUGGGCCAUUUCACCUAUACGGCGAGUAAGCCACAUGCCCUCAAUACCGACAUCCAUGGAUAUUCGCAUCCGCUGCAGCAUCCGCUGCCAUUGCAGCUGCCUCUGGCUUUGGGCCAUCAUCAGGAGUUGAGCAAGGCUCCGUUUAAGCCAAGCGCGUUUUUGGGUGCCAAACAUGAGGGUAGCUCCAUUUCCAGUUCCAGUUCGAAUUCCAUAUCGGGCUAUGACUAUGCCACGCCCACAUCUUUGGGCUAUGACUAUAGCCAGCCGCAACCUGGUCCACUUUAUGGUGCUCCUGGCCAAUCGGGAGAUUCGGCCACACCCAUUUUUGAACCAGAGGCCACAUAUCUCCCACCAGCCACGCCCACACAUGGUUAUCACUAAACAUCGACUCUAGAUUUAACUGUUAAUAUAUAUAUACAUAUAUCUAU
This is a messenger RNA of Drosophila willistoni, 1775 nucleotides long. Its product is annotated as filaggrin. The transcript has a single exon. The coding region runs from base 316 to 1728 and encodes 470 amino acids. NCBI's taxonomy places the organism in Eukaryota, Metazoa, Arthropoda, Insecta, Diptera, Drosophilidae. The record is from RefSeq and is a predicted model, not a curated record.